AUGGAAGAGACCGCGGGGAAACAUGAGAGGGAAGAGACCGUGGGGAAACAUGAGAGGGAAGAGACCGCGGGGAAACAUGAGAGGGAAGAGACCGCGGGGAAACAUGAGAGGGAAGAGACCGCGGGGAAACAUGAGAGGGAAGAGACCGUGGGGAAACAUGAGAGGGAAGAGACCGCGGGGAAACAUGAGAGGGAAGAGACCGCGGGGAAACAUGAGAGGGAAGAGACCGUGGGGAAACAUGAGAGGGAAGAGACCGCGGGGAAACAUGAGAGGGAAGAGACCGCGGGGAAACAUGAGAGGGAAGAGACCGCGGGGAAACAUGAGAGGGAAGAGACCGUGGGGAAACAUGAGAGGGAAGAGACCGCGGGGAAACAUGAGAGGGAAGAGACCGCGGGGAAACAUGAGAUGGAAGAGACCGUGGGGAAACAUGAGAGGGAAGAGACCGCGGGGAAACAUGAGAGGGAAGAGACCGCGGGGAAACAUGAGAGGGAAGAGACCGCGGGGAAACAUGAGAGGGAAGAGACCGCGGGGAAACAUGAGAGGGAAGAGACCGCGGGGAAACAUGAGAGGGAAGAGACCGCGGGGAAACAUGAGAGGGAAGAGGUUGGCAGUCUGAGAUAG
Molecule: messenger RNA, 621 nt
Organism: Procambarus clarkii (red swamp crayfish)
Lineage: Eukaryota; Metazoa; Arthropoda; Malacostraca; Decapoda; Cambaridae
Source: RefSeq, a predicted model, not a curated record